Molecule: messenger RNA, 1985 nt
Organism: Nycticebus coucang (slow loris)
Lineage: Eukaryota; Metazoa; Chordata; Mammalia; Primates; Lorisidae
Gene: DIO3
Product: iodothyronine deiodinase 3
Exons: 1
Molecular function (GO): thyroxine 5'-deiodinase activity
Source: RefSeq, a predicted model, not a curated record
GUCUGGGCUGGAGGUGGAGUCUCCCGCCAAUUCAAUCCUCGGCUAUAAAUUGAGCUCCCUGCACCGCCAAAGCCCAGAUGUCUCGCCAGGCCGCGUCGCGGUUGGUGGUUGGCGAAGACGAGGGGUCCCAGGGGGCUUUGGGGCCUGCAGCCACCAUGCUCCGCUCCCUGCUGCUUCACUCCCUGAGGCUGUGCGCCCAGACUGCCUCGUGCCUCGUACUCUUCCCGCGCUUCCUUGGCACAGCCUUCAUGCUUUGGCUCCUUGACUUCCUGUGCAUCCGCAAGCAUAUUCUGGGCCGCCGCCGCAGGGGGCAGCCCGAGCCUGAAGUAGAGCUCAACAGUGAAGGCGAGGAGGUGCCCCCUGACGACCCGCCCAUCUGCGUGUCGGACGAUAACCGCCUGUGCACUCUGGCGUCGCUCAAAGCGGUGUGGCAUGGCCAAAAGUUGGAUUUCUUCAAACAGGCGCAUGAGGGUGGUCCAGCGCCCAACUCCGAAGUGGUCCUGCCGGAUGGCUUCCAGAGCCAGCGCAUUCUUGAUUAUGCGCAAGGGAACCGCCCGCUGGUGCUCAAUUUUGGCAGCUGCACCUGACCACCAUUCAUGGCGCGCAUGAGCGCCUUCCAGCGCCUGGUCACCAAGUACCAGCGCGACGUCGACUUCCUCAUCAUCUACAUCGAAGAAGCACACCCCUCCGAUGGCUGGGUCACCACAGACUCUCCCUACAUCAUCCCGCAGCACCGAAGCCUGGAAGACCGGGUCAGCGCAGCGAGGGUACUGCAGCAAGGUGCACCCGGCUGCUCCCUGGUCCUCGACACCAUGGCCAACUCUAGCAGCUCAGCCUAUGGUGCUUACUUCGAGCGCCUCUACGUCAUACAGAGUGGCACCAUUAUGUACCAGGGUGGCCGUGGCCCUGAUGGCUACCAGGUCUCCGAGCUGCGUACUUGGUUAGAGCGCUACGAUGAGCAACUGCAUGGCACUCGGCCCCGUAGGGUGUAAACAACCAAUGGAAAAUUAACUGAACUUGGCGGGCUGGGCCUUCGAGCCUUCGAUGCCUGCGUGCAAGCACCCCAAACGAAGUCGUCAAGCUUGGCGAGGCCCCAGUGGCACAGAUGCACUGAGCCUUGGAUCUCGGGCUACCUGAACACUUUCCCCUACCUCCCCAAGACUCUGCUUCUGUGAUUGUCUCUCCUUUAUGCCUGCCUGGCUCACUUGAAUCCCCUGAGUACUGAUGUGGUGCACCCCUGCCUGUGUGUCCCCAGGACUUGCCCCUACAGCACUUUCUCAGACCCAUCACCUUCGCCCUUUUAGCCAAAUGCUUUGCCCCUGUGCCUCCCACUGUACAGAGACCUUGGCUGUGCCUGCCCACCCCAAGUGCAGCUGGGUUCCCACAGGCUUCAGCUCUACUUGAGCUAGUUGCCUGGCACCCACCUGUCACACGCGGGAAGGGGGCUUCCUGCUGCUUUUGUGUCUAUUUCUUGUUCCUAAGUUGGGGAAGGGGAUGGGGACGGGGUGGGCAGGGUAGUUUCCCCCCCUUGUUUUGGGUGCGCAGGAGCCCCUCUGCUGAUGACGAACUGUCUCUAACUGGUUCUUACCACGGGUUGGUUCUGAAUUGCAGGGGACUUGAAGCAGUGCCUAAACCCAGAGGGGAAAGUGCUCUGGGUUUCCAUGAGGAAACUACUCUAAAUGGGAUGGGAGGGAGGUCGGGAGGGGUGUGCUUGGGACCAGAGGAAGAUGGCUUGGGAGGUUUUGGCGAGGUUCGCAGCGCCCCAGGGAGAGAGAAGAGGCUAAGACUCCUGGGGAACGGUUUGGGUAGGGAGUCUGGGGAAAGAGAGAUGGGGGGAGAGCCUGGGUCCCCCAAGUGAGGGGAUUCCUGGGCAGAGCUGCCGAUUGUGGGGCCAGGAAAUGGAAGGCCCCUGAUUUGAAGGCCAUUUGAUGACUGUUUUGCUGGAAAAUUUUUCCUGUAUAUAAACUUCUUUUAGGCUACAAUAA